AUGAAGCCGCGCCGGCCGGUGCCCGCCUCACGCGUCAUUCUCUUCCUGUUCGUGGGCUUCCUGAUCGGCCUGGGGCUGGGCGUGCUGUUCAUGGGCACCUCGCACGCCAUCAUCGAGUCCAAGGGUGCCACGCACUUUGGGCAGGAGGGCGGCAGCCAGCAGCCGCGGCGCCUGGUGGUGCAGGUGCAGCAGGAGCCGACAUUGGAAGCGACGGGGGACGCCACCGCAGGAGCCACCACAGCGGCCGUGCCGGGGCCCGAUUCCAUCCACACCCUGUGCACCGGCAACGGCAGCCCCUACCAGAACUACCAGCUGCGCAUCGCAUUUGCCACCUACAAGCUCAUCCAGAGCAUGCCCGGCGGCAACCGCCACACCGGCUUCACGCGCAUCCUGCACCGCACCAAGCCAGACCCUCUUAUGGGCGAGAUCGAAACCUUCAGAGCUGACCCGCUGCAGCCCAAAUGCGACGACUGGUGUGAGUACCCGGUCAGCGACCGCGGCAACGCAGUGCGCCAGUUUUUCAAUGCCGCCGCCAAGAACCCCUCUAUGAUCAAGGGUGCCUGGAUCUACAUGAUUGAAAGCGACUACGUCUUCAUGAAGCCCCUGCCCAUCCCGGACCAGGCCGGGCAGGCACAAUACAAGGCGUGGGGGUAUCCUUUCGACUACAUCCAGCCGCGGUCGCACACCGCCGCCAUUCGCAAGCUGUGGCCCGAGGGCGAGCCCGAGGAUGUGCAGGGCACGGGGCCCGCCCCCAUGCUCAUGAAGGCGGCAGACUGGAUCAAGGUGACCCCCGACUGGGAGAAAUUCACGGCGAAAAUCGAGGCGGAUGAGGCUCUCAAGCAGGAGCUGGGAUGGGUGCGAGAGAUGUAUGCCUUCUCCGUGGCUCUGGCAGUCAACGAGCUGAAAACGGAGCUCAAGCCCAUCGGCCAGUCCUACUUUAUCGCACAGCUGCCAAUCGAGGAUGCUCUGGGCCCCGCGCACGCCUACCAUUACACGCAGUGCACCAUCAUCAAGACGAUCGAUGGGGACAAGGAUGUGUGGGCAUACGACAAGCGGUUCCACACCUCGCUGGAGGAAAGCCUCAAGGUGCCGAUGAUCCCGACGCCGCCAGACUUCCAGAAGGGCUGGAAGACUAUCGAAGGCAAGCCCAUCACCCCCAAGCUGCUGUCAUCCAUAGCUCAGAUGGUCGCUCAGAUGAACCGAGGAAUAAAGACGCUGCAGCCCAUCACCGCGCGAUAG
Messenger RNA from Chlorella variabilis, 1239 nucleotides. RefSeq lists its product as hypothetical. Gene Ontology annotation, molecular function: glycosyltransferase activity. The coding region runs from base 1 to 1239 and encodes 412 amino acids. The transcript is spliced from 11 exons. NCBI's taxonomy places the organism in Eukaryota, Viridiplantae, Chlorophyta, Trebouxiophyceae, Chlorellales, Chlorellaceae. The record is from RefSeq and is a predicted model, not a curated record.